ACGGUGAGCGACACGAAGGCGAAGUUCUUGCAGGCGUACCCGUACCCGAUCCCGUCGGUGUGGUCGACCGUCACGCAGGAGCUGCUCGUGCAGGGACACUUUGCGAAGUACAACGCGAAGAGCGAAUACAGCGAACUCGCGUCGCUGGGAUUCGUGAGCGUGUUCGAUCAGCUCUACGAGGGAUUCCCGAGCGAGACGGAGAAGGUUAAAAUUUUCAACGCGUUUUUGGGCGCCCUCGGGGAGGACGCGGCGAAGACGCGCGCGGACGCGGAGGCGCUCGGCGCGUUCGCGGCGUCGGCCGGCGGCGUGGAUGGCCUGAGCGCGAACCCGAUCUUCGCGACGAUGGCGGCGAAGAGUGCGGAGAAUAAGCUCAUGUACACCAAGUACAUCGCGAUCGGUAUCUUCAGAAUGUUGGAACUCGCCAAGGCGACGGAUCCGAAGGCGCUCGAAGCGCUCGCGCAAGCCGGCGGAUUGUCUUUCAAGAAGGUGAACGGGGAUCUCGCCAUGUACAAGGGUUUGCUCUCCAAGCUUGCCUCUGCGAAGGAGUUGCAAGAAGAGUUCUUGGAGCGGGAAAAGCGCAAGACGGCGGAGCGCAUGGCGAAGAAGGCU
Molecule: messenger RNA, 609 nt
Organism: Ostreococcus lucimarinus CCE9901
Lineage: Eukaryota; Viridiplantae; Chlorophyta; Mamiellophyceae; Mamiellales; Bathycoccaceae
Exons: 1
Biological process (GO): photosystem II assembly; protein import into chloroplast stroma; protein import into chloroplast thylakoid membrane
Cellular component (GO): chloroplast thylakoid
Source: RefSeq, a predicted model, not a curated record